AUGGCGAAGCAAUGCUCUUCUUCAUCCCAGAAGAACAAGCAGAACAAGCAGAACAAGCAGAACAAGCAGAACAACUACAAAAACACUCGUUCACGGGAUGCAGAAGCCCGAGUCGCACACUUGUGGCGCGCUGCCAGGGCGUUGCAACAGAGCCUAUCGGCGGUCUCGCGCUCGUAUGUGCUGCUCAUGCGAAAGAUCGCUACGAGGGUGAACCUUCAACUGGACUGUGAGAAUGUCAAGCGGCACACCUGUAAGCGCUGUGGCAGCAUCUUCCAACCUGGAAGAAACACGUUUGUACGCGUUCGCCGACAACGACUAGUGCUUCACUGCAAAAUUUGCGGAGCCUUUCGAAGGUUUCCCAUCAAGUUUGUUGCGUCUGGGAGCGUCGCGCCAGCGAUUCCAAACGUGGUUCGUUCGGUUCCAGUGCGUGACGAGGAAAAUACGCCGUUUUCUCCAACAAGUGCGACAGCGGUGACCCGCGACGAACGAUAG
Molecule: messenger RNA, 492 nt
Organism: Cyanidioschyzon merolae strain 10D
Lineage: Eukaryota; Rhodophyta; Bangiophyceae; Cyanidiales; Cyanidiaceae
Product: similar to ribonuclease P protein subunit RPR2
Exons: 1
Coding region: 1-492 (163 amino acids)
Biological process (GO): RNA processing
Cellular component (GO): nucleolar ribonuclease P complex
Source: RefSeq, a predicted model, not a curated record